GGUCCGAGUUUGAAGCGUACACCCUCAUUGGUGAAUGACCCGAUAAUUAAUCAGUACCUCCUCCUCGGGUAGCUGGCACUGCUUUCUUGUUGACAAGCAGUCUCACUUGGCCACUUGCUUUCUUCUUCUUUUUUUGUCAUAUAGUCCCACUUGCUUUCUUUUUUGUAUUCAAGAAUUGAAUUUUAAAAAUAAAAAAAAAAAAAGUCAGUGAAAAUCAACGAUGGAAUUCGUGGUGGACAGCUUCCGUUUCCUGAUAUCCGUCCCGGCGGCGGAUGACGACGACGGCGAGUGGCUGAAGGAAAUGCGAGGCAACCUGGGGCUGAUGGCCACCAUGAUCGCAACCAUGGCCUUCCAGAACGGCCUGAACCCCCCCGGCGGCGUGAUCCAGAACGGCGACGGCGGAUCCGUCGCCUGCCCGUCCUCAUCCCCAGUCGGGCACGGCCAAGCAGCGUGCCCGGGUCAAUCCGUCUACGCCGCAAGGGACCGCCACGGCUACAACGGGUUCAUGCUCACCAACUCCGCCUCCUUCCUGCUCUCCAUCACCACAUGUAUACUGGUCAUCAGCGGGGUCCCUCUGGGUCCCGGGUACCCCACCCUGGCCCUGGCUAUGCUCAUGUCCGUCUCUCUCAUUCUCCUCGCCGUCUCCUACACGCUCGGCGCCUUCCUUCUCAACCCCAGGAUUCAGAAAACCCACGCCGGUUUCCGCGUCUUCAUCUACGUCUUCGUCACCUUCCUGGUGCUUCUCCUUUCUCUGCGCUUUGCUGCUCUGAUUCUGUCCCUCCGCCGCGUCAAGAAAAAAACCGGGCGGCGGCGCCUUCAGGAGCUUCAAGGGACGAAUUCUGUUGCAACAGCAGCAGCAAGCAGUUAAUUGCUCGGGGUGUUUUGUUUUACUAAUUUCUUGUGGAGGAUUAUAUAUAUAUGUGCACUUUCCUUUUAUCAAAUGAAUUGUUCUUGUUCUUGUUCUUGUCAUGCCCAUGUUGUGUUUGAUGAAAUGCUUCAAGAACAUAUGGAAGAGGUGCUCACAAAAUCUGAUAUAUAUAGUGGAUCUGUGGAUGGCAUGUUCCUUGACAUUUUUUGGAAAAACACAGCCGCGAGAGUCAAGGAUCAAAUAGUGGUGAAAUUUAUCCUCUUCAAAGUAUAUGAGAGCGUAGCCCCCGGUGACAUAGCAAAGAAUACUCAUUUUUUCGAUAGUGAGAUGUUUGAAUGGACACAAAGACCUUGCUCCCCCGAACUUCUUUCAAGCCCACUAAAACUGCAGGUAUUCAUCUCGCUUGUUUCUCAAGGCAAUAAAAUCAUCACUCUUCCAUCUUUGUUUAAAAAUUAAAAUUUUAUUUGUUUGAAAACUUACAAUGGUUUAAUCCCAAUCAAAUACUUACAAGGGA
Cuscuta campestris is the source of this 1382-nucleotide messenger RNA. The record is from the annotation of a GenBank genome assembly. Lineage: Eukaryota; Viridiplantae; Streptophyta; Magnoliopsida; Solanales; Convolvulaceae.